UACUGUCUUUUUGUGUUGUGCUCUAACAAGAAAAGCCUUGGCUCAUUAACAAAAGAAAAAACUGGAAGGGAUCAAAAGAUGGCUGAGCAGCACAACACUGUUGAAAUUCCUAGAGUGAAACUGGGAACUCAAGGACUUGAGGUUUCAAAGUUGGGGUUUGGUUGUGUGGGGCUUACUGGAGGUUACAAUGACCACGUCCCUGAAGAUGUUGGCAUAUCGAUUAUCAAGCACGCAUUCGAUCGAGGAAUCACUUUCUUUGAUACAUCAGAUAUCUAUGGACCCAAAACUAAUGAAAUUUUGAUUGGAAAGGCAUUGAAGCAAUUACCAAGAGAGAAGGUACAAUUAGCAACAAAGUUUGGUUUUGAAAAAAUUGAUCUAACCGGUAUCAUAAUAAACGGUACUCCCGAAUAUGUCCGUUCUGCAAUCAAGGCUAGCCUGAAGCGCCUGGAUGUGGAUUAUAUUGAUCUCUACUACCAGCACAGAGUUGACACCAAUACUCCUAUAGAGGAUACUAUGUCUGAACUAAAAAAGUUGGUGCAAGAGGGGAAAAUAAAGUACAUAGGCUUAUCUGAAGCUAGCCCUGAAACCAUAAAGAGAGCACACACGGUUCAUCCGAUAACUGCUUUGCAGAUGGAGUGGUCGCUGUGGACUCGUGAUAUCGAGGAACAAAUAGUCCCCCUUUGCAGGGACCUUGGAAUUGGGAUUGUUCCAUAUAGCCCUCUCGGUCGCGGUUUCUUUGGCGGCAAAGCAGUGGUGGAAACCUUGCCUGCAAAUAGUUUUCUGAAACGUUUACCAAGGUUUCAAGGAGAGAACUUGGACAAAAACAAGACCUUAUAUUUGAAAACCGAGAAGUUGGCUGAGAAGCAUGGAUGUACCCCUGCACAAUUAGCACUUGCUUGGGUUCUUCAUCAAGGGGACGAUGUAGCACCGAUUCCCGGUACAACCAAGAUCAAGAAUCUUGAUAGUAACGUUGAUUCACUAAAAGUAAAGCUCACCAAAAAAGAUUUGAAAGAAAUCUCCGAUGCGGUUCCGAUAAAUGAGGUGGCAGGUGAUCGUUUUUCAGAGGGCUUUAGUCGAUUAGCCUGGAAGGUCGGUAAUACACCACCAAAGGAGAGCAAGGUUUCAACUUGAAAUAGCCAUGGAUGC
Messenger RNA from Hibiscus syriacus, 1146 nucleotides. RefSeq names its product perakine reductase-like. The record is from RefSeq and is a predicted model, not a curated record. NCBI's taxonomy places the organism in Eukaryota, Viridiplantae, Streptophyta, Magnoliopsida, Malvales, Malvaceae. The transcript is spliced from 7 exons. The coding region runs from base 79 to 1131 and encodes 350 amino acids. Gene Ontology annotation, cellular component: cytoplasm.